This is a messenger RNA of Conger conger (European conger), 2016 nucleotides long. It is a transcript of the gene lrrc74b, whose product is annotated as leucine rich repeat containing 74B. Lineage: Eukaryota; Metazoa; Chordata; Actinopteri; Anguilliformes; Congridae. The transcript has 11 exons. The record is from RefSeq and is a predicted model, not a curated record. Gene Ontology annotation, molecular function: protein binding. Bases 238 to 1665 code for a protein of 475 amino acids.
GUUAAACCAGGGCAGGAACGUAAGGCUCUGCACUGAUUUACUCGUCAUAAUACAGUUUCCAUCAUGUAUUUUUCCUAUAGAAGCGGACCAAACAGCUAAGUAGUAUCUGGGAGGAAGAAAAACAAACAAACAAAACAAAAAAACAAAAAAAACAACAACAGAACAACAAUAGUUAUCAUUCGCAAGGAAUUUAAAACAUAUUUUUUCUUUCAUAGAGUGAUCUGUUUGAAUGAAGCUAUGGUUGUCAAAAAGCUGGCAAAGGAAUCUCAGUUGCCCUCUGUUUUGGAAGAUAAUGUGGCUGAGAUGGAGGGUGAGCUGCUUGGUGAGAGCGAGGAGCUUGGUGGGAUUGGAAGUAGACCACCCAGCAGGCCCAGAAAGCUCUACAGUAGGGGCAGUGUCGACAGCCAGACGGUCACGAGGUCGGACGCAGACCCUCGCAGGUCGCUGAGCGGGCGCCCGGGGGAGGAGAUGGCGGACGGCGGGAGCGACGGGGUGGAGGGCCCGGAGGGUGAAGACCCCGGAGAGGACACAGACGGGGGGCCCGCACAGGCGGCUGAAGACCAGGACUAUGACACCGACCUGGAGAUGGAAGAUGAGAAGGUGCCCUACGACCCCACUGGAGAGACGUGCUACCGUUCGGCCUGCAAGGUCUUUGGGGUGGUUCCUGUGUCCUACUUCCUGAGAAACAUGCAUACCAGCGAGCUGAACAUGAUGCAUCAUGGACUGGGGCCACAGGGUACCAAAGCUCUGGCGGUUCCCUUGGUAACCAACACCUCCAUCCUGAAGCUGAACCUCAGGGACAAUCGCAUGGAGGGCCCGGGCGGGGCCGCCAUGGCGGAGAUGAUGACGGAGAACUGCUUCAUCACAGAAAUGGACCUAUCUGAGAACAGGCUGGGACUGGCCGGGGCCCAGGCCAUCUCUAGCAUGCUGAGGGAGAACAGCACGCUGGUGAGCAUCAACCUCUCGGGCAAUGACUUUGACGACCACGCCGCCCGCCACCUGGCUGACGCCCUUGUGACCAAUCAGAAGGUAGAGGCCCUGGACCUGAGCUAUAACAGGAUGGGGAACAUGGCAGGGGAGCUUCUGGGAAAUGCCAUCGCGGAAAACACGGCAGUGAAGGACCUGAAUCUGAGCUGGAACUGCAUUCGCGGGAAAGGCGCCGUGUCUUUGGCGAAUGGCCUGGGGGCGAACAUAUUCCUCCGAAAGGUGGACCUGUCUUACAACGGCCUGGGGAAGGAGGGGGCAGUCGCCAUGGGAGACGCCCUCAAAGUCAACAACGUUCUGGAGGAGUUGAACCUGAGUAUCAAUCGGAUACCCCCCGAUGGAGCGAUCUGCUUUGCGUCAGGACUCCAGCAAAACAAGACACUCCGAACGCUCGCCAUGGCUCGAAACCCCAUGCAGACUGCCGGAUGCUACAGCUUGCUGAAAGCCAUUAAAGAAAACCCAGAGUCCGCUGUGGAGUUUCUGGAUUUCUCUGACAUCCCGGUGAACCAGGAAUUCAUUGACUUGUACGAGGAGGUCAAAGAAGUAUUUCCCAACCUGCGCGUGCAACACGGAGGCUGCCUUGGCAAAAACAAAAAGCCAAAGUUGAAGGACGCGUCGGAGAUACAGGGGAACACAGAAUCAGCUGAUAAAACUGAAGAUCAGGGACAGGCACUAAUAUAGCUGAUACUGGCAACCAGUGAAGAGGAUUACUACUUUAGCUGAUUUUGGAUCCACUCUGCACCAAUUAAAUUUUACAGCAGCAGGUAGCUGCUUCAAAGCCUGGAGAAACAUGCUAUUAUUGCUAAUUAAAUGCUAAUUGAAAAUACUAAGCUAAUGUUGCUUGCGCUUAACAUGCCAUAUUGUAUCUUAGCAAUUUAUACAAACAGACAAACAAACAAACAAACAUUUUGUAACAUUUUUUAACUGUAGUGUGAUACAUUUGCAAAUCUAUACUUCAAUAAACGGGCUUUUAUAUGAUUGAAAGUGCUAUUUGUUUGAAAAUGUUGCCAAUAAAACAUGCAAACAUAAAAA